This is a messenger RNA of Triticum aestivum (bread wheat), 1130 nucleotides long. RefSeq lists its product as uncharacterized. Bases 130 to 807 code for a protein of 225 amino acids. NCBI's taxonomy places the organism in Eukaryota, Viridiplantae, Streptophyta, Magnoliopsida, Poales, Poaceae. The transcript has 3 exons. The record is from RefSeq and is a predicted model, not a curated record.
CCGCGCCCCCGCGAACCCCUCGCCGCCGCUCGCGCGCCUCCGGUACUAAGGGCACGCGCGCAAUGGCGCGUCCGCCCGUGCUGCAGCUCCCCGUCGUCCCCCUCUCGCCCACCCUCUCCUUCGCUCGCGAUGGGGUCCGCGGCGUCGACCGACAGGGCCGAGCGGCGGAGGCGGGACCGGGCGCCGGGGCACAGCGGGGCCUCCGAUCCCCCGGCGGCGCCUCCGCAGGAUCCUUCGGCGUCGGCGUCGGCAUCGGAGGUGGAUGUGAGCAGAAAGGGGUGUAAGGUGGCGCCAGAGCCCAAGGAUGGGGAAGAGACGGCGCCGCUGCCGGGCUCUCCCAGCUUCCGGAUCUACUGCCAGAAGGCGGCCCGGGUCGACGCUCUGGUGGCAGAGGAAGCCGAUGAAAACGCGGACGACGACGGGUUUGCCAGUGCCGAGGACACUACUAUGGCGGUCAGGAAGGACGAUCCUCCACACUGCUCCGGCGACGCCCUACUCCUUGCAGACACUACUCUGGCGGUCAGGAAGAACGAUCCUCCACACUGCUCCGGCGACGCCCUACUCCUUGCAGACACUACUCUGGCGGUCAGGAAGAACGAUCCUCCACAAUGCUCCGGCGAGUUGCCCAAAUGUAAGGAUGGGUGGCUGAAGUUCAGAGGCCAGACGGUCGUCGGCGCGCUGCACAGCUUUAUCGUCUGUCACAGCAAGAGAACUUCAGCUCCUCCUCCUCCUCAUCCUCCUGCUGCGAAACCUCCCCACCGUCCCGGUGCUGCUUCACAAUCUGUUGCUGCAGAGCCCUAUCUCUGACCAGGCAGUGCAUGUGUGCUUCACGUUUUAUGUGUCAUCAUGUAAAAUGUGGAUGAUUCAGUCACCUCCUAUGAUGCUUUGCGGCGUUAAUUUUCUGUACUUAAUCCUGGUUGUUGUUUGUGAGCUAACCCUGCAUAUGAGCAACUGGUUUCGAGGAGCGCCAGUAUGUGAGUGCUCCUUUUGUUCAUUAGAGAAGGAUUACUGGUUAGUGUUGCAGAAAAAUGGAUAAGCAUACUAGUUUGGAAACUGUUCAUGCAAGCCUUCUCUUCUGGGAAUUUUUCUCUGUUCUUGAAAUGCUAGAGGGUCGGAAGCAAGCAUUUCCC